AUGUCAGAGUCGCCUCAAUUUAUGUGUGCCAUCUGCUUAGAAGAGGGACACGAAGAGUUUGGAGAACUUCAUCCAUGCAGACACAAGUUCCACAAAGAAUGCAUCAGGCGAUGGCAUACUGGUGCUAUCGAUCUGAAGUGCCCGACCUGUAGGAUAGAAUCCGAUUCCUUGUCAUAUAAUUUCGCUGGUCGACAUGAUAUUGACCUUAAAACGGGUUUCAAGAUAAAGACAGUUAUUGAUUAUCAGAAUACAAGGCCUCCCAAUGAUGAGGUUAGACGUUGA
Molecule: messenger RNA, 282 nt
Organism: Torulaspora delbrueckii
Lineage: Eukaryota; Fungi; Ascomycota; Saccharomycetes; Saccharomycetales; Saccharomycetaceae
Gene: ASR1
Product: ubiquitin-protein ligase ASR1
Exons: 1
Coding region: 1-282 (93 amino acids)
Biological process (GO): protein ubiquitination
Molecular function (GO): zinc ion binding; ubiquitin protein ligase activity
Source: RefSeq, a predicted model, not a curated record